AGCGGGUCCGCUGUUUCACGUUGCUGAGACUUGAUUUGGCAGCUGAUCAUGUCUGGACGCGGCAAGCAGGGCGGCAAGGCGCGCGCCAAGGCCAAGACGCGCUCGUCGCGGGCCGGGCUGCAGUUCCCAGUGGGCCGCGUGCACCGGCUGCUGCGCAAGGGCAACUACGCCGAGCGCGUGGGCGCCGGCGCGCCCGUGUACCUGGCGGCCGUGCUCGAGUACCUGACGGCCGAGAUCCUGGAGCUGGCGGGCAACGCGGCGCGCGACAACAAGAAGACGCGCAUCAUCCCGCGCCACCUGCAGCUGGCCAUCCGCAACGACGAGGAGCUCAACAAGCUGCUGGGCAAGGUCACCAUCGCGCAGGGCGGCGUGCUGCCCAACAUCCAGGCCGUGCUGCUGCCCAAGAAGACCGAGAGCCACCACAAGGCCAAGGGCAAGUGAGCGCGCGCCGCCCGGCCUUGCCCGGCCCGCGCCCGCACCAAAGGCUCUUUUCAGAGCCACCACGG
This is a messenger RNA of Oryctolagus cuniculus (rabbit), 506 nucleotides long. RefSeq names its product histone H2A type 1. The record is from RefSeq and is a predicted model, not a curated record. Gene Ontology annotation, cellular component: nucleosome. NCBI's taxonomy places the organism in Eukaryota, Metazoa, Chordata, Mammalia, Lagomorpha, Leporidae. Gene Ontology annotation, molecular function: protein heterodimerization activity; structural constituent of chromatin; DNA binding.